AUGUCAUCCUAUGUUGAUAAUGGUUCAUCAACCCGACCACCUAUGUUUGUCAAAGAUGAUUUCAGUGGGUGGAAGGGUCGUAUGUCCUUGUUCCUUGAAUCCAUUGACCAAAAUAUGCCUGAUAUCUUGACUGAUGGUCCUUAUGUACCUACACAGACUCUUGUUGUAGAUGUAGUGGUAAGAGAUGGUCAUCCAACCAUUCCUGCCACAGUCAAAACCAUAGUCAAAGAUAGGGCAGAUUGGGAGGAUGAGGAUAGGAGACUUGCAAACUUGGAUGUGAGGGCACGUAACUUCGUUGUCCAAGCUAUGCCAAAGAAUAUUUAUCAUUCUGUUAAAAUGUGUUCUACUGCUAAAAAAAUGUGGGGUACUUUGACUGUCAUGUUUGAAGGAUGCUCUACCUCUAUGGAAUCAACCAUUACCACCUUAACAAGGAGGUAUGAAAGAUUCUUCUCUUUGAGGAAUAAGUCCUUAACAGACACUCAUAACCGUUUUAAUGCUUUGGUUAAUGAUCUAGCUGCUAUAGGUAUUGAAAAGAAAAAUGAAGUUUUAAAAAGCAAGUUUUUAGAUUCAUUACCACCAAAGUGGAACAAUUAUAUUUCUUCUGUGAAGCUAAGUUUAGUGUAUCAUGAUCUUGAUCUCCCUGGACUUUUUGGUUUACUCCAUAACCAAGAAUGUUUAGAGGCUGAAAAGUUGAUUGCUAUGGGUGAUUCUUAUAGUCAGCCUUCUACUGCACUUGUUGCAUCCAUGACUGAACACCCUAGCUCAAUAUCUAAUGAGAUCAUUCCCUGUGUCAAUGAAUCUUGUUCUGUGAUUUCUAACAUUGAAUUCGUUUGUUCUGAAUCUGAGUGUGAAGAAUCUGAUGGUGAUGAGUUAGCCAAUGAAGUGGCUAUGUUGGCUGAUAGGAUAAGAAGGAGAUCCUUUGGAAAGUUCAAAGGAAAAGGUAAAAGUGGACAAGCUGAUAAGACCAAGAAGCCUUUUGAUAUGUCCAAAGUCACUUACUACAAGUGUGGUAAGACCGGACAUAUGGCUGGUGAUUGUAGAUCUAAGGAGUCUGGUCAAGCUGUGUCAGCCAAAGGUGGAAGAGAGCUGAGUAAUAAAGUUGAGAAAGAUGAAAAGAGUCUGAUUGCCAGAGACUGGGCUGAGAGUGCUACAUCUUUAGAAGAUGAAGAAUACUCAAAUGAGAAGUGUCUUAUGGCUAAAGAGAAGUUUGCUGAAGACCUUGUGAAAUUGCAAGAGCAAUCUGAGUCAGCUCAUAAAGCUUCUACAAGUCAGACUGCUCCACCUGAGGUAACUAUCUUUUCAAAUCUGUGUGAUGAAGAUAAGCUGACAAGGUUGAAUAGGCUUGGUGAUGAGGUCCUUUUACAAAAACAUUUUAAUCAAGAACAUAAGAAAGAAAUUUCUAUGUUAAAAGAAGAAUUGAGUUUAAAGAAUUUCACCAUUGAAAAGUUAGAGUCUGAAAUUAAAAAUAAAAAACAACUGAAUUCAAUCUUGGUAACUGAAGCUAAAGUUUCUGAAGAAAAGUUUUUGAAAAUCAAACACAUAACUGAGUCAUGGUGUACAAAUUCUAAAAGAGCUGCAAAAUGUGUCAAUGUUCAAGUUCCUCAUCAAGUGCAAGCUGUGUUUGAUGGUGACUAUGAUAGAGCUAUUGCUAUCAGUGAAGUCUGUGCCAUGGAACCUUGUUAUCAGCCUCCUUCUCCUCCUAAGGUUCAAACCAAAGGAAAGAGUUAUCAACCAAUCAAAUUGGUUCAGAAGUCUGGUAUUGGUUUUAAAGAUCCUGAUGUUAUUGGUCAAACCAUUGCGGAAGCUGUGUCUGAAUCAGAUAGGGGUAAUUGA
Molecule: messenger RNA, 1833 nt
Organism: Erigeron canadensis
Lineage: Eukaryota; Viridiplantae; Streptophyta; Magnoliopsida; Asterales; Asteraceae
Exons: 2
Coding region: 1-1833 (610 amino acids)
Molecular function (GO): nucleic acid binding; zinc ion binding
Source: RefSeq, a predicted model, not a curated record